GAUUGGGACCCUCCUGAUUGAUCCGCGCCAUGAAGCGGAAAGUGAACUCACAUUUGCUCGAUUCCUCCAGGUUCCCCAAACGCACCCCCAGACAAGACCCCGUGUCGUGCGAGUCUUGCCGCCUCAAGAAGAUCAAAUGCGACCGUCAACAGCCAUGCAGCAGUUGCUUGGCGCGCCAAUUGGACUGCAUUUAUGGCAGACCAGCAAUCGCGAGGGCGCCGCAACCUAGGCCCCCAGCUGUCGUAGAACGUGGCAUGCACCCAAAUCUUGAUAGCCCAGUGGUGACUACGGACAGGUCCUCUCGGCCUCACGCAAGCCCAUCGGCUCCAUACAAUAGAGAGUCACUACGGACCGCAGACUGGCUGGAAAAUAUCCACCUGGCUGAACGGGUCUCAACAGCAACCCCGAAAUGGCUUCGAGAUGGGCUGGGUGAUCCGGCGAGAAGACGCAGCUCCAGCGUGAAUCUAGAGGCCGGUCCAAAGCCACUGCUUUCAAUGCCAUACAUGAGCCGCUCCGCCAUCGAUGAGAAUCCAGCAUCAGUCAACCUGGUCUCGUUUCUUCCCACAAAGGCAGAGGCAUUGGGCCUCUUCCGAUAUUAUCACCACUAUGUGGACUACCUUUAUCAUAUUUUAAUUCCGAAACGCGUCGAGGGCCUUAUGAAUGGAAUCUACCACUGUAUCGACAACGGUUCGCCCGUGGAGCUCAACCACCUGGCGCUGCUGUUCAGCAUUCUGGCCAGUUCUCUCUGUCUACAGAUGGCUUUGGAGGCUCCCGGUGAUGCGGAAGCCCGUAGCCAGGAAUUUGUCUACUUGACAGGAGCAGCCUUAAUCCAGAGCCACUACACUGCAUCACCAACAUUGGAGGGCCUACAGGCCACCAUGGUCGUGAUGCACAAUGUCUCUAACUGGAAGAUUCCUUCAUUAGUCAAUGGUCUCUUUGUUCACGGUGCAAUUGUGAGUCAGGCAAAAAGUCUCAUGCUUCAUUGCGUCGACUCGCCAAGUUUUCGGAACGAAAGGGAUGGGAGUACAUACGAUGCAGUAGAGCUGGAAUUGAAGAGACGUCUCUGGUGGGAUCUGGCGUCCUACGAUUGGCUAAUGGGAUUUCUUACCGGUCCUCAAGAAUGGACAUAUCUCAUACAUCCAGAACACAUGAACGUCAACAAACCUACUAACAUCGAUGACGAUGCGAUUGGAACGCAUGGAGUGGUCACGCUGCCAAGCUCGACGCCAACCGAUAUGUCGUUUUUUCUCCAACGUCUCAAGCUGGCUUUCGUCAGUCGGGAUGUAGUAGAUGCAACUUCAUAUGAGCAUCUACAUGGUUUGGAGAUAAGCUAUGACAAAAUCCUGGAGCUGGACCGAAAAUUCCAUGAAGCGCUCGCGGAAAUCCCUGAAUUUUUUCGUCUCGAUGCAGCUUCCAGACGACGGUUUGCUUCCGUCUACGAAGAGCGUCCGACCAUUGCAUGGCAGUGCUGUCUCCUGCAGCAGGGCUUCUAUUCCCGGUUGUGUCGUCUGCAUCGAGACUUUUUCAUUCGGGGGGCUCGCGAACCGGCGUAUUCUUAUUCCCAUGUCAUCUGCCUCCAGUCCGCCCGUAAGGUGCUCGAAAUCAAGCGGAUCAUGGACGGAAACGAACCAAACCAUACUCCUCCCAACUCUGUGGUCUGGUCUGUGAUGCAUCAUGUGUUCGCGGCCGCCGUGAUCCUGUUGUUAGAUGUUUGUUUCAAUUGGGAUGAUAUUCUGGCCGAGAAGCGGAAGGAAGAAGUGCUUGAUGCCUGUCGCAUGCUGAGCAAGGCGCAAGAGUCGUCUUCUCUGGUAAGAGAGGGAAUCAACGGGAUGAUGAGCGUCCUCCAAAAGCAUUGGAAGCACUCUUUAGUUCCGCGGGGAGAAAACCCGUCAAAUAGUGCAAUAGAAGCAGCUCCUUCUCUCCAAGGUACUUCACAGGCUUUCCUUGCCGACUCGACGGCUGCAUUGAAUGAUGACGCGCCAGAGCUCCCAGCGGCUACUUUUGACAGCAUCGGCGGUAAGCAGUUGGAGGAUAUCUGGUCGGAAAUGCUCAACACUGGGAAUGAUCUCACCCUGGAGGCGGCAGAUUGGACAGAGUUGCUGAAUGAGUUGACCGACCCUGAUCUGCCUCGUGGAUGAUGCAAUGUUCAUAAGCGGUGCUCGGGACCUCUGGUCGGCUGCUAGGCCUACGCCAAGCUGCAUCACGAGGAAGGUGUAGAACACUCUUACACAAAUCUACGAAAAGGUCUUUGAAGGAAAUGUGGAGGGCUCGGAAGCAAAAUCUGGAAUGUCAUUAGAGAAACAUGAUAGAAAAGCACAUUGCCCAGAUCCCUUAUUCGAUCGUGACAUUAACCUUG
Aspergillus sclerotioniger CBS 115572 is the source of this 2356-nucleotide messenger RNA. RefSeq names its product Zn(II)2Cys6 transcription factor. Gene Ontology annotation, molecular function: zinc ion binding; DNA-binding transcription factor activity, RNA polymerase II-specific. The record is from RefSeq and is a predicted model, not a curated record. Bases 30 to 2138 code for a protein of 702 amino acids. The transcript is spliced from 2 exons. Lineage: Eukaryota; Fungi; Ascomycota; Eurotiomycetes; Eurotiales; Aspergillaceae. Gene Ontology annotation, biological process: regulation of DNA-templated transcription.